AUGGCGUCCCUGCGCCCAAUUCGACGACUUCCUACCCCCUUGAUUGAUAGCAUCACUUACAGGUCGCGUCCAGCGACACAUUGCUUUUCGCAAUCAUGUCGUAAUAGAGGUACAGUCGGGCUAGAUGCCCUGGACGCGAGUAAAGGCGAUCGCGAACGCAUCGUCAUCCUGGGCUCCGGCUGGGCUGGCUACGUCCUCUCCCAACGUCUCUCCGCCAAAUACCAGACCCUCGUCAUAUCCCCCCGCUCCUAUUUCGUCUUCACUCCACUGCUCAAUUCCACAGCAACGGGCACCCUCGAAUUCCGAACCGCGCUUGAGCCUGUGCGCUCAAAACGGAAACCGAACAUUGAGUUCAUGCAAGGCUGGGCAGACGAUGUGGAUUUCGGGCGAAAGAUGGUUACGAUUGAAGAAAGUGUAGUAGACCCACAUCAGGGUAAGGCGAUGGCGGAGGAUAGGCGUGAAGAUCACAGCACUGGGGAAGUGAAAUUGGAGAAGAAAGGGUUGCGGAAAGAGGGUAAGAGGUGGGAGGUAUCAUACGAUAAGUUAGUGGUUACAGUCGGUUGCUACUCCCAGACGUUUGGUACCAAGGGCGUCAAAGAAAACGCCUUCUUCAUGAAAGAUGUUGGAGACGCACGGCGCAUACGAAAGCGAGUACUCGAGUGCUUUGAGGUUGCCAGCUUGCCAACUACAAGUGAAAAGCUUCGUGAACAGCUUCUGCGCUUCGCAAUCGUAGGCGGCGGGCCCACAGGUAUGGAGUUUGGAGCCGAACUCAGCGAUCUGGUACAUCAAGACCUCAGCAAGCUAUACCCAGAUUUGGCACCAAAAGUGCGCAUCGCAGUCUACGAUGUCGCGAAGACUGUUCUCAGCAUGUUCGAUGAGAAACUCGGCAAAUACGCAAUGCAAACAUUUCGCCGUGAAGGCGUUGAAGUGAAAACCUCACACCACGUGCAGGAACUACGCCCUGGUCUUCCACGUACCGGCUCCGAUGAGAACAUGGACGAUGUGGCUGACUCCCAAGGCUGCUAUACCCUCACCACUGAAGAAGAUGGCGACGUAGGCGUCGGCCUGUGCGUCUGGAGUACGGGCAACAUGAUGAAUCCGUUCGUGCAAAAAGCACUUGACAAGACCUACGGCUUCCCUUCCUCCUCCGCUUCCAUCACCGACGGCAAGCAACCAGAUGAGCUGGACACGAAAGAAUGGAUGAUAGAAAAGCACCCCAAAACCGGCGCCAUCAUCGUCGACGACCGUCUCCGCGUCCAACUCCAGUCCAAAACCUCCCCGUCCUCCGACGAGAAACCCGCCUCCUCAGCAACAAUGACGGACGUCUUCGCCCUCGGCGACAACGCCAUGAUCCGCGACGCCCAGCUGCCCGCUACGGCGCAAACCGCAGCCCAGCAGGCGCUGUGGCUGGGCAAAAGGCUUAACAAGGGCGAUUUGGAAAGCCAGCAUUUCACGUUCAAGAAUCUGGGGAUCAUGACUUAUUUGGGGAACAGCAAGGGCUUGGUCCAGACGGAGGGGUGGUUGGGGGAUAUCAGUGGCAGGGCGGCCUGGUUGAUUUGGAGAGGCGCGUAUUUGACGAUGAGCGUUAGUUGGAGGAAUAAGAUUCUGAUUCCCGUCUAUUGGUUUUUGAAUUGGGCGUUCGGAAGGGAUAUCACGCGAUUCUGA
This is a messenger RNA of Letharia columbiana, 1665 nucleotides long. RefSeq lists its product as uncharacterized. The coding region runs from base 1 to 1665 and encodes 554 amino acids. NCBI's taxonomy places the organism in Eukaryota, Fungi, Ascomycota, Lecanoromycetes, Lecanorales, Parmeliaceae. The record is from RefSeq and is a predicted model, not a curated record. The transcript is spliced from 3 exons. Gene Ontology annotation, molecular function: NADH dehydrogenase activity.